Messenger RNA from Ectocarpus siliculosus, 1977 nucleotides. The record is from the annotation of a GenBank genome assembly. Lineage: Eukaryota; Phaeophyceae; Ectocarpales; Ectocarpaceae.
AUGAGACAGCAUGCCGCGCUAAAGGCUCAAACCAGCGAGGAAGGGCCGACGACGCGCGUGCUGGUGCUGGGGGAUUCCAUCACCGAGGAACUUCUCGGUACACGGGGCGGAAAGACCAGGCCAGACUGGGGGUCGCCCGCCGUAUGGAUGCGUUAUUACGCCGACUUGGGGUCCAUCAACCUCGGCGUGUCCGGGGAUCAGACGCAACACCUUCUCUGGCGGCUGCAGAACGGCGAGCUACCCGACUUGCUGCAACCCGAGUCUAUUCUUGUGGCCAUCGGGACCAACAACCUCGGGAAGGGCAUGGACGCGCAGGACACGGUCGGAGGAGUCAAGGCCGUCGUCAAGUACGUGCGAGAGCAAAGGCCCGACGCACUGGUGUCUGUGAUGGCCCUGUUCCCGAGAGCUGACCCCAACGACAAGAAAAACCCAACCCCGUGGCCGGUGAUCGAUGAGGUGAACGGAUUGCUGGAGCACCUGCUGAGGCUCAAGUUCGGCACGAAAAAGGUUCACUUCAUCGACUGCAAUGACAGGUUCUUGGCGGAAGAUCGGUAUGGCCGCGAGGUUCUCAACAAGGAGUUCAUCCUGCCGGACAACCUCCACCUCACCGGCGACGGCCUGGAUGCUUGGGCCGACUGCGCGGAAGCCGCGGUUCACUCUGGGCUAGGGGAAGGCCAACUUAGACAGUAGAGGGCCACCGUUGUCUUGCGUUUUGUAGUAUUUCCGUGCGUGUGUAUUGGACGCUCGCCUUUUUUCACGAUGAGCGGUACCGCGUACCAUGCGGGGAUUUGAACAGUACACGUUUUUCUUGUUUCCAACCAUAUCAACAAUGAGGUGGUAGCAGUGUCUGUAUCGCUCUCCACUCUCAAAACGCUACAUAUUGAAGCUGGUUACAGGGUAGCUGUUGCAAAGCUUCUGGUACAAGAUGGGGCAGUCGUGCUACAACAGUAGAGUCGACCGCGAGCCAGACGAUUUUGUGCUGUUCGUGAAAGUUAGUUGCUGACAUUGUUUCCCUUAUUUUUUCGUGUCGUAUGCGAGUUAUUCAUGUGACAGGCAUGCCUUAGUGAGAGUGCCAAAACGUUGCCCGUAGAAAACUGUACAUACCUUCCGACGUCGCCAAAGAGUUCCCUGUGUUGUUGUGCGUUGUGUCCUGUGACGAGAAUCGUGUUGCAUUGUUGUGUAUGUAGCGAAUAUUGAGUAUUACCACGUUUGCCUCCUGGGACAUCCUCCAGGAGACUAUUGUUCGCCCAUGUCUUCGGGGGGCAUGGGACGUGUGUUUGUCUAACCCGAAAGCCGUUUGCUGGACGCUUGAUGCUGUGUAGAAAAAGAAUGGCACCGUCGGCCUUGGAGAUAGGGGCGACGGGGAACGAAAUCCCGCAACCCCAAGGUUGACGUGUCUUUGACGUUGUACAUAGCUUGAUGCAGACGUCAUCCCACACGACGCAAGUUUCUGUUUGAAGGGCUUGGCAAGGCUUGGGGGCGACUUUUCGGGUGUGCACCAUGUAUUGCGCGUAACCUAUUCUUGUUUUUAUUAUCUCGACGGAAGAGAUCAUUUUUUUCGUGCUGUUAAUCUCUCUUCUGGCAACACUGUGAGGCGCUGCGGUUGCGCGCGCAGACCCCCGCGGAUGAGCGUGAGGUAACAACCGGACGCCUGAGCGAGCCAGUUGCCCCAGUUUCUUUUCCGGGUGACCGUUGGUGUUGCUGUAGGCGUACAUACCAGCAAGUGGAUUUCGUCUGCCCAGGGGCGAUCAUGUGGCUUUGUCUACACGGGGUAGGCACAAAUUUAUCAUCAAGGCUUGUUGCGAGAUUAUAGAUUCCCUCCGUCUUUUAGUGAGAGUCGUUGCUGUUGGUUUUCUGCUCUUCAUCGAGGAGAGCGGUUUGGAUUGUUCUUUUCUCCGUCUUCGUUCUUCAAAGAAAAUUCCAUCUCAGUUGUUUCGGUGCAAGCACAUAUGUAAACGAACGUCGACACCCGGACCU